UUUAAACGGGAUUGUUUGUUCAUCUGCUGACUCUUCACGCAAGUAACCACGGUGAGACUCCUUCGUCGGUAAGCAACCUGAUGCCGUCAUGCUAAUGAUCCUUGUAGGUCUUGGGGGCCAGAAUGGUGCCAUCUCAGUAGACAUGGAACACUUCCAGUAUGCCCACGUCGAUUCGGCAGGCUCGUCGUACAACGUUCGCGUAGGCGGCGGCACGAGGCUGGGUCGUAUUGACGAGUCCCUGCAAGCCCACCAACGCGCAGUGCCUCAUGGCAUGUGCCCCGGCAUUGGAAUCGGGGGCCACGCCACCGUGGGCGGUAUCGGACCAGCUUCUCGCAUGUGGGGGACGACCCUCGAUAGCGUCGAGGAAAUGGAAGUCGUCACGGCCAAUGGCACAAUCGUCCGCGCCAGCACUAAAGAGAACCCGGACUUGUUCUUCGUAUGUGAUCCCAGGCCUUGGAGGCAACUGAAGCCCAUGCUAACCCACGAUUAAAA
Molecule: messenger RNA, 492 nt
Organism: Colletotrichum destructivum
Lineage: Eukaryota; Fungi; Ascomycota; Sordariomycetes; Glomerellales; Glomerellaceae
Product: Putative FAD-binding domain, PCMH-type, FAD-binding, type PCMH, subdomain 2
Exons: 2
Coding region: 89-490 (133 amino acids)
Molecular function (GO): FAD binding
Source: RefSeq, a predicted model, not a curated record